This is a messenger RNA of Tachysurus fulvidraco (yellow catfish), 1344 nucleotides long. RefSeq lists its product as uncharacterized. Bases 170 to 910 code for a protein of 246 amino acids. The record is from RefSeq and is a predicted model, not a curated record. Lineage: Eukaryota; Metazoa; Chordata; Actinopteri; Siluriformes; Bagridae. The transcript is spliced from 2 exons.
CCUCACUUUCACUUUCACAUUAGCAAGUGUCAACAGGAAGCAAAAAUAUAACCCACACAUUUCCUAGCGGAACACAGUAUAAGAGGUUGGUGGAAGUUCUGUACGAAUAUUAAAGUUGAUGACUUCAAGCAACGAAUGAAAUAUAGAGAUCCUAUUAGAAGAUCCUACUAUGAGUAAACCAAAGACAUUAAAUGAAUUGAAGCAUCUGAAAAAGUCUGGAUUUGGUCAACGUUAUCCAAGACACGGCCUCAAGCUGCUUUACUGGUUUGCUAAUGACUGUGUGUAUUUUGAUGACUACAAUAACAUGCGCUGGCAGUACGACCCAGAGGAAGGACAUUUUGAUUUCCACCUGUUCAGAAACAGAACUGAGAGAAACGGUGAGAAACUCCUGCCUGAUGUGGACCUUGACUACUACGAGGUGGGCAAUCUGAGCAGACCAGAAGCAGACGACCUGCCAGAUUACGUUCUGGAAGAUUACAACCAAAACCCUGAUCACUGUGAGAGCAACAUGGAGCGCAUCAUAUUCAGUGUUGAUGAUGAGUGUAUUGACAGAGUCUAUGUGACUGAGCACAUUGAUCAGGCAGAUUUCAACAAGGAAGCCACCUUCGGCAUCAGCAGGGGUCUGAUUACGAUCAUCAGGCAGCUGAGGACCUUAGAGGACUUCCUCAAAAAAACUGGAUAUUACACAGAUGAAGAGGACUCCGAUCAGGAACCUGAGUAUCGGACACCGCAAAAUGUCUUUGCUCCGGUUUUUCAAGGUGUGGUCAUUCAAUUGAGUGACCACCAGCAAGUGGACCGUCAUCUGAAUUCUGGAGGUUUAGGACCAGUCGUGGAAGAAGUCGAUGAAGAAUCUGAUUCCAGUUUUAUGAAUGACGAACCCAAUAACUGCUGCAAAUGUAUCAUACUUUAAACUCGGUUAUGAAUUAGAAAUAGUUAAACUCCAACAAAGUGUACAGGUAUUAAAUUAAACACAGUGAUUUCUGUUAGUUCUAAGAAAAUCUACAAUUUAUCUCAUCCCUUGUUCUGUCUGUAACCAUCAGUGGUUUAUGUAGUAAGUCCAUGCUGUGACACAGUGUUAGGCAGCAGGGACGAACACAAGGCCAGGUCCUUAUGCCUUAUGAAGAAUGUUCACGACCAAAAAUGAAUGAAUCCUGCAGACACACUGCUAAUGUACUGUACCUUCAAUUCCAUUCCAAAGUGAAAUAUUAAUUUUUUUUUCAUUGUUGUUAAAAUUGUUUUGUGAAUAUUUUUUACAAUUGAAAUCAGUUUUAUUAUAUAACUUACUCUCUAUCUCUCUCUUUAAUUCAUAGAUCAUUAUAUCAACACAACAAAAACAAUCAUUAA